GUUGGAGUUUAUUUCUUUUUCAAUUCGUUUGAAAUAUACUCUUUUCUAUCUUACAGACAAAAUUCCAACUUGUUUUUUCCAAUCAAGAAUGAUUCCAAUCAGUCAGCGGUUUGUCGCUUCGCAGUCUGCCCGGUCAUGCGCGCGCGCGCUCAGCACCUCGCGUCUCGUGCAGUCCCACAUCGGCAGCUCCCCGAUCAAAUACACAAGCGAAGUGAAAAUCCAGCACAUCCCCACAGCCUUCAGCACCACUGACUCGCGCUUCUUCGAAAGACCACGCUCCAGCGUGGAGAACAGCGAGUUGAAGAGGCAGAGGCAGAUGUGGGGCACGACUCGGGCGCUGAUUAACAAUUGUGUUACAGGUGUGACUGAGGGGUUUAGCGCUACUUUGAGGUUUGUCGGUGUCGGUUAUAGGGCUGCUUUGGAGGGCGGGAGGCUGGCGUUGAGGCUCGGGUACAGUCACCCAAUUAGCAUGGAGAUUCCCGAGGGACUCAAGGUUACGGUGCCGGUGCCUACGCGUGUGCUUAUCAGCGGGUCGGAUCUGCAGCAAGUCAAGCUGUUUGCUGCAAAGGUCCGCGAGUGGAAGAAGCCCGAGCCGUAUAACCAGAAGGGUAUUUUUAUCAACGACGAGACUAUCCGCAAGAAGGAUGGCAAGAAGAAGUAAUUUUUAUAUAUACUUGAG
Molecule: messenger RNA, 679 nt
Organism: Kickxella alabastrina
Lineage: Eukaryota; Fungi; Kickxellomycota; Kickxellomycetes; Kickxellales; Kickxellaceae
Product: 50S ribosomal protein L6
Exons: 2
Coding region: 89-661 (190 amino acids)
Biological process (GO): translation
Cellular component (GO): ribosome; mitochondrial large ribosomal subunit
Molecular function (GO): structural constituent of ribosome; rRNA binding
Source: RefSeq, a predicted model, not a curated record